AUGAAAGAUCUAUUGGCAAUGAUGACAAAUCUAUGCCAAAAAAUAGAAAAGAUAGAGACAGAUAAACAAAAUCUGAAAGCUAACAGUCAGCAGCAUGACUCUAAACAUGCGGAGCUACGUCGUCCGGCAGACGAAAAACAGCCAGAACUAGAAGGAGACGAUGGGAAACUCCAAAAAACCCAUAACAAUGUUUGUUUAAAUACAGCUGCAGGUACGAGCAAAAGAGUUACUGAAAAACCAAAAAAUACAAUUUUAAACCAGCUAUUUAUAAAGCCAUUUAUCCAAAAACCACAAAUACAGAUACCAGUAGAACCGCAAACAUCUACCUACGCAGUUAGCCUACAAAAUGACAAAAAGAGAUAUAACUACAUUACACAAUCCUACAUUGAAAAUAUAUAUAAAAUCCAGACAUAUUUAAACCUAAACCCAAGAUCCACAGAGACAAAAAAUCCCGAAGAAGAUUACAUAACCCAGAAGCUACAGGGAUACAACAAACUUAUAGCACAACCUAAAACCAACCCAAACCUAGUAAAGACAUGUUACAGUUACGGACUACUAAAUACAGUAUAUACAUAUACCGGAGAAGAAAUAAUUGGAAUACCGGAGCUACAUAGAGCAUUCUUGACAUAUAAAAGAAUUACUAAAGGGAACCUAUUCUAUAUAAAAUUCUAUACAGCACCAGCAGAGAUACUAUACGAGGAGAUAAAAUCACCAAUACAAGUUGUAAAUAUAGGACUAACCAGAGAUAUGAUUAUACCGGAAGAAAUAAAAAAACAAAUCGAGAUACCAAAGACAGAAAUACCUAACUUUUAUGCGAAUAAAAGAAUAAUUGGUAUAGCUACAAUUAUACAAGAGUUAGCAAAUAAUUAUUUAAACGGCAAUGCCAUUUGGAGCUAUUAUGCAAGAGAUCAGGUAAUGAUUUAUGCGAACUCCAAAGAAAUAAGGAAAUCAGAUAUGGAUGAAGUCCAACGAUGGAUUUUGUCAUUACUAAAGCCAGAAGAACAACCAACUACAAGAGCCUUGAAGAAGGAAUUUAUUUUAGAAGAGCUACUAGUAAGAUAUUGCAAGCUUAUCGGAAAUAAGUACCCAGAUCACAGAUGCUCCAAGUGUAAUGGAGAAGACAACGUAAUACCAACAGUUGAUUUGGGAUAA
Messenger RNA from Solanum pennellii, 1152 nucleotides. RefSeq lists its product as uncharacterized. The transcript has a single exon. Lineage: Eukaryota; Viridiplantae; Streptophyta; Magnoliopsida; Solanales; Solanaceae. Bases 1 to 1152 code for a protein of 383 amino acids. The record is from RefSeq and is a predicted model, not a curated record.